Molecule: messenger RNA, 1295 nt
Organism: Phytophthora nicotianae INRA-310
Lineage: Eukaryota; Oomycota; Peronosporomycetes; Peronosporales; Peronosporaceae
Exons: 4
Coding region: 569-1018 (149 amino acids)
Biological process (GO): pyruvate import into mitochondria
Cellular component (GO): mitochondrial inner membrane
Source: RefSeq, a predicted model, not a curated record
CAAUUUCAUUCUGGAAAGUGGGGGCCAAACAUACAUGUAACAGAGGGAAUGUUGACCGAGAUGCUCGUUACGGCUGUACUUGAUGGAGGGAGCUUGAUCAGUUGUUCUUGAUGGUGCUGUGUCAGAAUCUUGUCGACUAGUGAAUGAGUUCAGCAUCAGGCUGAUUUACUGAAGCGAAUGAUCCAGUGAUCCCGUCACGAGUUGAGAUUCAAGGCAAUGAGGUUGUACAUGUAGCGCAGCAGAACUAUCAGCUCCGACGUCGCCACGCAUAUUAAAUGUAGUAACUACCGCGAUUGACUUGAGAGCAUCAUAUUAAACAUUAAGGCGUCAUGUUGAAGUGCUACCUGCAAGACUGUCGUGCAUUACAGUAACAUCGGAGCAGCAAUUUGGAGCAAUCGCCGCAAAACCUUAUAUCCUUCAUUCGCACUGCGGAUGAGGUAUGACCGCAGGCGAAUCCGGCGGAUGAAGGAUAUAAGGUUUUGCAGGAUACGGCGCAUCCGGUGAAAUCGUAUUUAGUGGGGUUGAUGGAUACGUGACCCUGCGAAAAACGAUACUCUGCUUGGAGGAAAUGGAAUUGGGACAGAAACGUGCGGACAGCUCCGAGCUGAUUGGGGCCUCACUUUAUAACGGCGAUCGCAUCAACGAAGCGGACUCGUUCACUUCUCGGCCCCCUCAAGUCGCUCAACGAUCCACCAUGUCAAUGGCAUCUCGUCUCCGCUACUUCAUCAACAGUCCCACGGGACCCAAGACCACACACUUCUGGGGCCCUGUCGCCAACUGGGGAUUCGUAGUCGCUGCUAUGGCCGAUAUGCGGAAACCCGCUGAUGUGAUCUCCAUCAACAUGACGUCGGCUCUGUCAAUCUACAGUCUGAUCUUCAUGCGGUUCGCGUGGAUGGUGAAACCUCGUAACUACCUCCUGCUGGCGUGCCACGCCUCGAACGAAGCGGCUCAGCUCUACCAGCUCCAGCGUGGCAUUCGCUUCCAAGCUAGCAAGAAGGCCGCCGAGAAGCAGGCGUAAACUACAUCAGUUCUCUCUCAUCCAGUUCAGGGCGCCCCGAACUGUGCUUCGUUUGAUUUUCAAGCAGGAAUUGAUACUCUGCUUUCGUGUUCGUGUUCCUGCGUCAACAAGUGCUUCCUUCGUAAGCCUAGACUGCAUGCAACGUGACAAUAGAGAAGAGAUAUUGACAAUUAACAGCUUUUCUCUUGCUGAACAUCCGUUUCACAUGCGGAAGACGCCAAACUUUGUUUCCUGAGGUUUCUCGUUGAGCGCAGCGCUGAGACUCAGUCCAAGCACC